Molecule: messenger RNA, 593 nt
Organism: Hordeum vulgare subsp. vulgare (domesticated barley)
Lineage: Eukaryota; Viridiplantae; Streptophyta; Magnoliopsida; Poales; Poaceae
Product: proteasome subunit alpha type-7-A-like
Exons: 3
Coding region: 1-585 (194 amino acids)
Cellular component (GO): proteasome core complex; proteasome core complex, alpha-subunit complex; nucleus
Source: RefSeq, a predicted model, not a curated record
AUGGCGCACCACCAGCUCACCCCAUCCCCGCCCGCAAACCGCUUCCUCCUCCCGCACACCACCCGCCACCGUCGACGCCUCAAGGCCGUACGCAAGGGCAACGCCGCCGUCGGCGUCCGCGGCACCGACACCGUCAUCCUCGGCAUCGAGAAGAAGUCCACCCCCAAGCUCCAGGACUCCAGGUCCAUGCGAAAGAUCGCGAGCCUGGAUAUGCACGUCGCACUGGCGUGCACGGGGCUCAAGGCGGACACGCGGGUGCUCAUCAACCGGUCGCGCGUCGAGUGCCAGAGCCACCGCCUCACCAUCGAGGACCCCGUCACCGUCGAGUACAUCACCCGCUACAUCGCCGGCCUGCAGCAGAAGUACACCCAGAGUGGCGGAGUCCGCCCCUUCGGCCUCUCCACCCUCAUCGUCGGCUUCGAUCCGUACAUGGACAAGCCCGCCCUGUACCAGACCGACCCCUCCGGCACCUUCUCCGCCCGGAAGGCCAACACCACGGGGAGGAACUCCAACUCCAUGAGGGAGUUCCUGGAGAAGAACUACAAGGACACCUCCGGCAAGGAGACCAUCAAGCUCACCAUCUGAGUCCUUCU